Oncorhynchus nerka (sockeye salmon) is the source of this 1769-nucleotide messenger RNA. RefSeq names its product membrane progestin receptor beta-like. Bases 66 to 1172 code for a protein of 368 amino acids. Gene Ontology annotation, molecular function: steroid binding; nuclear steroid receptor activity. NCBI's taxonomy places the organism in Eukaryota, Metazoa, Chordata, Actinopteri, Salmoniformes, Salmonidae. The transcript has 4 exons. Gene Ontology annotation, cellular component: plasma membrane. Gene Ontology annotation, biological process: response to steroid hormone. The record is from RefSeq and is a predicted model, not a curated record.
CUCAAACCUCCUCACAGGUGCCCCAUUCUCCUUACCCCCUCAUUCCCUCUGCCCCCAAUUCCACCAUGCCCAGUAUAUCUGUCUCCCUCUCCCUAAAACCCAUGAGUUCCCUCUCCUCCUUCCUCUCCUCUCUGUCUUCUCUUCCCCACACCGUCAGAGACACUGAGGUCCCCCUUCUCUUCCGUGAGCCCUACAUCCUGUCUGGCUACCGGCCCGUGGGCCAUUCCUGGAGCUUCUACUUCCUCAGCCUCUUCCAGAUACACAAUGAGACAAUCAACGUGUGGAGCCACUUGCUGGCCGGAGUCUGCGUUGCCCUGAGGUUCUCUGUGUUUGCUGUGAUGUGUGGAGGGGGUCUCGUGGGCCUGACCCUGAAUGGACCAGACGGGCUGGGUCUUUACCUGGACCUGGCCUGUCUACCGCUGGUCUACUACGUCCUGUCUCUUCUGACCUACUUGUGCUGCAGCGCUACAGCCCACCUGCUCCAGUCCCACUCCGAGCUGGCCCACUAUGCCCUAUUCUUCCUGGACUAUGUGGGAGUGGCUGUGUACCAGUAUGGCUGUGCCCUGGCUCUAUACUUCUACAGCUCUGAUCCCGCAUGGAGACGCAGUCGAGUAGGAGAGGUGUUCCUCCCUGCAGCAGCUCUCCUGGCUUGGUUGUCCUGUGCCUGCUGCUGCUUUGCCAAACUCAGUUACCGCCACCCGUACCCACUCCAUCGUAAGCUGUGCCAGGUCGUGCCAACCGGUCUGGCGUACCUGCUAGACAGCAGUCCUGUGGCACAUAGACUGGUCAGCAGGACCUGGGGAGACGACCCUGCUAUGACCCUACACGCAAUACAGGUGUUGCUGUUCCUCCUGGCAGCGUUCUUCUUCUCCUGUCCCAUGCCUGAGCGUUUCUUUCCUGGGCACUGUGACAUCAUCGGCCACGGGCACCAGCUCUUCCACUUCCUCCUCUCCCUCUGCACGCUGACCCAACAGGAAGCUGUGUUUGAGGACUUCCUGUCCCGGCGGGCGUCCCUGACGAGGGAGUACGGGGAGUGCCGCCUACUGGUGGCAGCCGUGUCAUUUCCUGCCCUGGUGUUCUGUAGCGUGCUGACAGCUGUGGUCAUGAGGAGAUUGGUGGAGAGGAGGCUGAGGAAGGAGGACAGUUGGGGGGAGGAGGUAGAGAGAGGAUAGAGAGUGGGAGAAAGAGAGAUCUGAUGUGAGGUAGAACGAAUGGGAAUAGAGGGUAAAAGGGGAAGGAGAGAGAGAUUUGGGGAUUGUAAGAUGAAUUCUUAUAUAUUAUAAGGCCUUGAUCCGAUGACUUGAUAGCUAGCUUUUAUGGUCACUUAUUUGUUUUGAACAUAAUUCACUGGUGAUCAUAGGCUUAUGUAUGUUGUUGUCUCAUUUGUAGUGUGCAUCUUUGGCCAUAGGGAGGCAGUGUCUACUGUCAUUACUAUCUACUGCAGGGAGAUUUGUGAUUUGUGAAGCAAAGAUGAACACUUUUACUCCAAGCACAUUCAUGCUGUGAUUAUGUUCCUAUUGAGAAGCAUUUAACAAUUUCACGCUGUUUAGGUUCAUGUUGUUUAGGUUCACGCUGUUUAGAUUCACACUGGUUAGGUUCACGCUGUUUAGGUUCACGCUGUUUAGGUUCACACUGGUUAGGUUCACGCUGUUUAGGUUCACGCUGUUUAGGUUCACGCUGUUUAGGUUCAUGUUGUUUAGGUUCACACUGUUUAGGUUCACGCUGUUUAGGUUCACGCUGUUUAGGUUCACACUGUUUAGGUUCACUCU